CGUGUAUUAAUAACAAUUCAAUUAAUUGAUAUUAAUGAUAAUUCACCAGUUAUUGAUACACCAUCAUCUGUUUAUAUUUCAAAUAAAUUAUUAGAAACAAAUAUAUCAAAAAUAAUUUUAAUAACAAAAAUAAUUGCAAAUGAUUAUGAUUCAGAAAAAAAUGGAAAUUUAACAUAUAAAAUUAUUGAUGGAAAUCAAAAUAAUUAUUUUCAAAUUAAUUUAUAUAAUGGAACAAUAACAGCAAAUACAACUAAUUUACCUGAAGGUUAUCAUCGUUUAACAAUUAAUGUAUGUGAUCAAGGUGAAUAUAUUGAAAAAUGUUCAAUUAUAAUUUUAAAUAUAAAAAUUGGUGAAUAUAUUGAAAAAUUAUAUUAUUCAGAAGAAAUUUUUCCAAAUAAACAACUUAUUGAAGAUGAAAAUAUAUUAACAAAUGAAAUAUUUUUUCUUAUUAUUAUUAUAUCAUCAAUAUUUACAUUAGUAUUCAGUAUUACAAUGGGUAUUUUAUGUGCUGUUUUUUGUAAACAAAAACGAUAUCAUCAUAGUCAUCGAUCAUCAUUAAAAACACAGUGUGAAUUACUUCAAUCAACGGAUGCUGACAAACUUCUUUCAACAACUAAUACUAAUACUUUCUCAUCGACAAGUAAAGUAAGCUGA
Rotaria sordida is the source of this 654-nucleotide messenger RNA. The record is from the annotation of a GenBank genome assembly. NCBI's taxonomy places the organism in Eukaryota, Metazoa, Rotifera, Eurotatoria, Philodinida, Philodinidae.